Molecule: messenger RNA, 849 nt
Organism: Arachis stenosperma
Lineage: Eukaryota; Viridiplantae; Streptophyta; Magnoliopsida; Fabales; Fabaceae
Exons: 3
Coding region: 1-849 (282 amino acids)
Biological process (GO): telomere maintenance; DNA repair
Molecular function (GO): DNA helicase activity
Source: RefSeq, a predicted model, not a curated record
AUGGAAGAGUUGAACUUUGACAUUAAUGCUCUCGCGAAUGAACUAGGUGGGUAUUUAGAAAGGCUAACUAAUGAGCGAAAAUUUGCAUACGAUCAAAUAAUUGGUGCUGUUAGCGGUAAAGUUGUUGUUUUCGGAAGAGAUUUUAGACAAAUUUUACCUGUGAUUCCCAGAGGCUCAAGGCAAGAUAUAAUUCAGUCUUCUAUUAAUUCUUCAUAUUUGUGGCAUAACUGUAAGGUUUUAAAGCUUACAAAAAAUAUGAGAUUGUCACUAGGUGAAAACAACAACAUACAAGAACUUAGAAAUUUUGCAGAAUGGCUACUCAAAAUUGGUGAUGGUUUGGCUGGUGAUACAACAGAUGGUGAAUCGAUCGUUCAUAUACCAUCUGACAUUUUUGUUAAGAACUCUGACACAGCUUUGGAUGACCUCAUUGAUUUCGUAUAUCCAGAUAUGUUAUCCAAUUUAUCCAUUGAAAAUUAUUUCAAGGAUAGAGAAAUUCUUGCACCAACUUUGGAUUGUGUCACUGAUGUCAACAACCAGAUGACUGCAGGGUUACCUGGACAAGAAAGAGUCUUCUUAAGUUCAGACUCUGUGUGUGCUGAGGAGGAAAAUAUGGAAUUUGAGUUAGAUACUUUCUCACCGGAGAUUCUAAAUGGAAUAAAUUGUUCAAGUCUACCACCACACAAGUUGGUUUUGAAGGUUGGCGCUCCUGUUAUGUUGCUGCGGAAUAUAGACCAAACUAAUGGUGUCUGCAAUGGAACGAGGAUGCAAGUUAGAAGAAUGGAAAAUCAUGUGAUAGAAUGCAAGACUUUAACUGGUAACAAAGUUGGAAGUAUCAGAGGAUAUCAUUGA